Molecule: messenger RNA, 600 nt
Organism: Emericellopsis atlantica
Lineage: Eukaryota; Fungi; Ascomycota; Sordariomycetes; Hypocreales; Bionectriaceae
Product: small GTPase
Exons: 3
Coding region: 1-600 (199 amino acids)
Biological process (GO): small GTPase-mediated signal transduction; cortical cytoskeleton organization; actin filament organization
Cellular component (GO): cell cortex; cytoplasmic vesicle; plasma membrane
Molecular function (GO): GTPase activity; GTP binding; protein kinase binding
Source: RefSeq, a predicted model, not a curated record
AUGGCUCAGCCAGGCGUCCAAUCCCUCAAGUGCGUCGUCACAGGCGACGGCGCGGUCGGCAAGACAUGUCUGCUCAUUUCGUACACGACCAACGCCUUCCCCGGCGAAUAUAUUCCUACAGUCUUUGACAACUACUCGGCGAGCGUAAUGGUGGACGGCAAGCCCAUCAGCCUGGGUCUCUGGGAUACCGCUGGUCAGGAGGACUACGACCGUCUGCGCCCUCUGUCCUAUCCCCAGACCGACGUCUUCCUCAUCUGCUUCUCGAUCGUCAGCCCGCCGUCGUUCGAUAACGUCAAGGCCAAGUGGUUUCCAGAAAUCGAUCACCACGCGCCCAACAUUCCCAUCAUUCUCGUCGGGACCAAGCUCGAUCUGCGAGAAGAGGCCGCUACGCUCGAGUCUCUUCGCCAGAAGCGCAUGGAGCCCGUCUCGUACGAGCAGGCGCUUGCUUGUGCCAAGGAGAUUAAGGCGUACAAGUACCUCGAGUGCUCCGCCCUGACACAGAGGAACCUCAAGAGCGUGUUCGACGAAGCCAUCCGCGCCGUUCUGAAUCCCCGCCCGCAGGCGACGCAAAAGCAGAAGAAGAAGUGCACCAUUUUGUAG